This is a messenger RNA of Hyla sarda, 2648 nucleotides long. Its product is annotated as succinate dehydrogenase [ubiquinone] flavoprotein subunit B, mitochondrial. Bases 68 to 2068 code for a protein of 666 amino acids. NCBI's taxonomy places the organism in Eukaryota, Metazoa, Chordata, Amphibia, Anura, Hylidae. Gene Ontology annotation, molecular function: electron transfer activity; succinate dehydrogenase (quinone) activity; flavin adenine dinucleotide binding. Gene Ontology annotation, biological process: mitochondrial electron transport, succinate to ubiquinone; tricarboxylic acid cycle. The transcript has 15 exons. The record is from RefSeq and is a predicted model, not a curated record.
ACUGUUUGCUCAUUUUGAUAAGCACCAUACUUGCCCUGCUUGACAGACGCCGGUGUUAGUUGGCAACAUGGCGGCACUGAGCGCAGCGGCUUCGCGGCUCCUGGCACGGAGGUUGUUGUCCGGCACAGGCAGUAAGAAAUAUGCAGCAGCGUCACCUGCAGUAUCUAGGACUUUCCACUUCACUGUGUAUGGAAAGAAGUCUGCAUCUGCCAAAGUGUCUGAUUCGAUUUCUACACAAUACCCUGUAGUGGACCAUGAGUUUGAUGCAGUUGUGGUGGGAGCUGGUGGUGCAGGAUUAAGAGCAGCAUUUGGUUUAUCUGAAGCAGGCUUCAAUACAGCAUGUAUUACAAAGCUAUUUCCUACAAGAUCUCACACAGUGGCAGCGCAGGGUGGUAUAAAUGCAGCUUUGGGUAACAUGGAAGAUGAUGACUGGAGGUGGCACUUCUAUGAUACAGUGAAAGGAUCUGAUUGGUUGGGUGAUCAAGAUGCCAUCCAUUAUAUGACAGAACAAGCACCUGCUUCAGUUGUUGAGCUUGAACAUUACGGAAUGCCUUUCAGCAGAACAGAACAAGGGAAGAUCUACCAGCGUGCUUUUGGAGGGCAAAGCCUGAAGUAUGGUAAAGGAGGACAGGCUCAUCGCUGCUGCUGUGUAGCAGACAGGACUGGACAUUCAUUGCUACACACUUUGUAUGGAAGGUCUCUCAGAUACAACACUAGUUAUUUUGUAGAAUAUUUUGCCUUGGACCUUUUAAUGGAAAAUGGAGAAUGCCGUGGUGUUAUUGCAUUGUGUAUGGAAGAUGGAUCCAUACACCGCUUUAAGGCUAAGAACACAGUCAUAGCUACAGGGGGAUACGGCAGAGCUUAUUUUAGUUGCACUUCAGCACACACAUGCACAGGUGAUGGCAAUGCCAUGGUGACGCGCGCCGGGUUACCCUGCCAAGACUUGGAGUUUAUACAGUUUCAUCCGACAGGUAUAUAUGGAGCUGGUUGCUUGAUUACUGAAGGAUGUCGUGGUGAGGGAGGUAUUCUUAUCAAUAGUGAAGGUGAAAGAUUCAUGGAAAGAUAUGCACCUGUAGCUAAGGACCUCGCCUCUCGUGAUAUUGUAUGCCGAUCUAUGACCAUUGAGAUUCGUGAAGGAAGAGGAUGUGGACCAGGUAAAGACCACGUUUACCUUCAGCUACAUCAUCUACCACCUCAGCAGUUGGCUACACGUCUGCCAGGCAUCUCCGAGACAGCAAUGAUCUUUGCAGGGGUUGAUGUCACAAAGGAGCCCAUACCUAUCCUACCCACUGUCCAUUAUAACAUGGGAGGCAUACCUACUAACUACAAAGGACAAGUGAUUAUCCAUGAAAAUGGUGAAGACCAAGUGGUUCCCGGCCUUUAUGCAUGUGGUGAGGCAGCCUCAGCCUCUGUACAUGGUGCCAACCGACUUGGUGCAAAUUCCCUCCUAGAUUUGGUUGUGUUUGGUCGUGCCUGUGCCCUUACCAUAGCAGAGACCUGCAAGCCUGGAGAGGCAUUGGCUCCUAUUAAAUCUAAUGCUGGAGAGGAGUCUGUAGAAAAUCUGGACAAAUUACGGUUUGCCAAUGGGAGCACAAGAACAUCAGAGCUGAGAAUCAACAUGCAGAAGACAAUGCAGAGUGAUGCAGCUGUAUUCCGAACUGGCUCUGUACUACAGGAAGGGUGUAAAAAGUUAAGUGAAAUCCAUGCUUGCAUGGAUGACAUCAAAACUUUUGACAGAGGAAUCGUGUGGAACACUGAUUUGGCGGAGGCGCUUGAGUUACAGAACUUAAUGCUUAAUGCACUUCAGACUAUAUAUGGAGCUGAAGCUCGCAAAGAAAGUCGUGGGGCUCAUGCAAGAGAGGACUAUAAGGUCAGAAUUGAUGAAUAUGAUUUCUCUAAGCUACUGCAAGGACAGCAGAAGAAACCCAUAGAAGAACACUGGAGAAAACACACACUCUCAUUUGUUGAUAAGAAGGGCAAGGUUACUUUUAAGUACAGACCUGUUAUUGACUCAACCCUGGAUGAACAAAACUGUGCAUCAGUCCCUCCUGCCAUCCGUUCCUACUAAAUUGCACCUCUGUCUUUGAUGAACGGAUACACAUAGAAUAGCUUGUGCACUUUACUCUGCUGUUUCCCAGCUUGCACAAUACAUGCUUAUGCCCGACCACACGUUGAUUUGAUUUCUAACUUAAUUCAAUAUGUCCUACACACUGCUUGCUUUUCUAUUAAUUUAAUGUUUAUUUUAACAAAUUUAUGUAAAUUUUAAGGUUGUACUCUCCCGCCUCGAUUCCCCUGCUGCUCCGAUGGCUUCUGGUCCCUGCCACUUACCAUGGCCUUCCGGUUCCUGUGAUGCAUCAAUCCCCCAGGAUUAUUUUUUAGCACCCUGACUCUUUUAAAUGUAUUUCUGGAGCUGAUCAUCAUUGAUCAGGAGAAUGAAAGGGAUGUAGUGCUUUACUUCUAAGUAUCUCUAGUGCGGUGGAAUGUCAUCUUGGUGAAUUCUGCUGCUCUUAAAUGCAUCAUUAUGAUUGGAUGCUCAAUAGAGUAUUUCUUCUAGACAGCGCAAUAAGGUAAAGCAAGAGGCUCUAUCUGGAUAAGUGGAGUGCUGACUAUGAUGGGGUUAAAGGGGUACUCCGGUGCUUAGAAAUCUU